CUUUCCUUUCCCUCCUUAACACAUUAGCGUGAGGUUUCUCAUUCAACAGAGCCAGCCGACUAGGGUUUCAAACGUGCUUCCGAUCAGAUUUCACCGGAAACAAAAGCCCAUGGAACCCGCCUCAUUACCGGAGGAGUCUCGACCCCAAAAAAGAUCUCGUGCUGAAAAAAGGAAAGAAAAUAAAAAGCAACUGCAAGAAGCCCGUAGGAUUUCGGAUGAGACCCGGAAUCGUUUUCAACAAAUACUUGAUGACUUUCACAAAUCCAAUGAUAAAGAGUACACAUUUGAUGCCAGCAUUUCAAACUAUGAACGUGCUGAGGUGCACAAGUUAUGGAGAGCAAUGGGUAUGACGUCACAAAGUUCUGGAGCAGGGGCUAAUAGGCGCGUUACACUUUACAAGAUCAUGGCCAAGGUCAAGCGCAAGCCCAGGGGCUCUGCUUGGACCCAACCCGGGACCCAGACCAAAUCCGACAAUACAGAAGUAAAAAGCCCCGUCAUGUCUUUUGCAUUUUCAGAAGAGGGGAAAACAGUUUUAAAGGACUUUUUUUCUUUUUAUUCACCUGGCGAUCACAAAGAGGAUGAAAAGAUUGCUGUCACAUCUAGCGAAAACGCUAAUAAGACACCAAUGAGAAAUGAUGAUAUGUUCUGUAAACCUCGGACGACAAAGGGUCAAGUUGAAAAGAAGUUUCAGUCGUUUGUUGCCAGGAUGCAAUCGGAUCGCAACUUAAAACAGAUCACUGAAAAUAGGUCGAAACUUCCAAUUGCAUCCUUUAAAGACGUUAUUACAUCGACAGUAGAAUCCAAUCAGGUAGUUCUCAUAUCUGGCCAAACUGGUUGUGGGAAGACAACACAGGUGCCUCAAUAUUUGUUGGAUUAUAUGUGGAGUAAAGGUGAAGAAUGUAAGAUAGUCUGCACCCAGCCACGUAGAAUCUCUGCGGUUUCAGUUGCUGAAAGAAUAGCCAGUGAAAGAGGUGAAGCUAUUGGACAGAGUGUUGGAUACAAGAUAAAGUUGGACACGAAAGGCGGAAGACGUUCAUCUGUUGUGUUUUGCACGAAUGGAGUCUUGUUGAGGAUUUUGGUACAUGCUGGUAAUACUUUAGCUGGAAAAGAAAAGUCAGCGAAGACGGUCAAAGAUGCAUUUCCUGACAUCACUCACAUCAUUGUGGAUGAAAUUCAUGAAAGGGACCGAUUCUCUGAUUUUAUGCUAACAAUCAUUAGAGAUAUACUUCCCAUUUAUCCUCAUCUACGUGUGGUAUUGAUGAGUGCUACACUCGAUGCUGAACGGUUUUCUCAGUACUUUGGAGGCUGUCCGAUCAUAUGUGUACCGGGGUUCACCUACGAUGUGAAAAGGUUCUACCUGGAGGAUGUACUUUUGCUUGUUAAGUCAGAGUCAACAAACGCUCGUUCUCUUGUCGGCACUUCAAAUGCAAAAAUUAGCGCGAAAUCCGAAUUACCCGAAGAUUACAAACGUGCCCUUGAUGAGGCUAUUAAUAUAGCUUGGUCAAGCGAUGAGCUGGAAUUCUUAUUAGACAUUAUUGGUACAAUGGGUGAAGGAUUAGACGUUAGUAAUUAUCAGCAUUCGGUGACAGGUGUCACACCAUUAAUGGUCUUAGCUAGAAAAGGAAGAGUCGGUGAUAUCUGCAUGCUUCUUUCCUUCGGUGCUAAUUGUCACUUACAAGAUAACGAAGGAAAAACCGCGCUGUCGUGGGCUCAGCACGCGGGUCAAAAAGAAGUUUCCGAGAUUUUACAAAAACAUUUAAACUCAACCGAACUAGACACGGAAGAGGAGAAGCGAUUAGAACUAGACACGGAAGAGGAGAAGCGAUUACUCGAUAGAUAUUUGAAAGAUGUAAAUCCCGAAGUAGUUGAUAUUAUCCUUAUCGAACAGUUAUUGAGAAAAAUAUGUACGGAAUCCGAAGAAGGGGCUAUACUUGUGUUUCUUCCGGGGUGGGAUGAAAUACAAAAAUUAAACGAUAAAUUACUCUCGAGUAAUUUUUUUAACAAUGCUAGCAAGUUUUUGAUAUUGCCUCUCCAUUCUAUGGUCCCGUCCAUAGACCAAAAGAAAGUUUUUGUUAGACCGCCUCAUGGUUGCCGGAAAAUUGUUCUUUCAACGAACGUAGCGGAAACGUCCGUCACAAUUGAUGAUGUCGUUUUUGUAAUUGAUAGUGGAAGAGCGAAAGAAAAAAGUUAUGAUCCGUUUAUUAGAGUCUCGACGUUACAAACUUGUUGGAUUUCUAAAGCGAAUGCGAAGCAACGAGAAGGACGGGCAGGGCGGUGCCAGCCCGGAAUAUGUUAUCAUCUUUAUUCGAAACUUCGCGCAGCUUCACUAGCGGAGUUUCAAGAGCCCGAGAUUAAGAGAACACCUAUUGAAGAAUUGUGUUUGCAGGUGAAGCUUCUCAACCCAGAUUGCAAAAUAGAAGAUUUUUUGAAAAAAACGUUGGACCCGCCUGUUUCCCUAGCCAUACAUAAUGCAAUUACGGUUCUUCAAGAUGUUGGAGCCUUGUCACCUAAUGAAGAACUUACCAAGUUCGGUGAGAAAAUCGCUUCGAUCGCGGUUCAUCCAGUAACAAUCAAGAUGCUUCUUUUCGCUAUAUCGAUGAACUGCCUUGACCCGGCUUUGACUUUAGCUUGUGCAAACGACUUUAGAGACCCUUUCAUCUUCCCAAUGUCACUCGCCGGUAAAUCGGAAGCAAAUGCCGCUAAAUCGAAGCUGGCGUCGGUAUAUGGCGGCCAUGGUGAUCAAUUGGCGAUAAUCGCAGCUUUUGAAUGCUGGAAAAACGCCAAAGAAAGGGGUCAAGAAGCCAGGUUUUGUCGUAAAUAUUUUGUGGCUGCUGGUGGUAUGAGGAUGUUAUCCGCAAUGCGUGAGCAACUUCGACGUGAACUCUGUAUGAAUGGAUUUAUUCCAAAAGAUUCAUCUCGGUUGAGUGAAAACUCUCAAGAUAAGGGAAUAAUUAACGCUGUUAUUGUUGCGGGUUUAUAUCCUAGGGUCGGAAGAUUAUUUCUUGAUGGAAGGGCGAAAAGGUAUAUAAGUGAUGUUAAUGAGCAGAAGGUUAUGUUGGGUCGUCAGUCGGUUAAUUCUAGGGUAACCCUUAAGAAAAAGAAGGUUGAUCCGUUGGUGAUUUACGAUGAGGUAACACUUGGUGAUAUGGGUUUCGCUAUCAAGAAAUGCAGUAUUAUUGGCCCGCUCUCCGUGUUAUUGCUAGCUACCGAAAUUGCUGUUGCUCCUAUUAACGAUGAUAACGAGACGGUUUCUGAAGACGGUAAUAAAGAAAGACACGAAGAUGAAUUUAUGUCUAAUCCUGAUACUGCGGUUGAAGUUGUUGCUGACAGGUGGCUUUCGUUUAAGUCAACGGCUCUUGAUGCUGCUCAGAUUUGUUGUUUGAGAGAAAGAUUGUCGGAUGCGAUAUUGUUUAAGAUCACGCAUCUGGGAAAAGAUCUACCUCCAGUACUUGCAGCCUCCGUCGCUGCAAUAGCCAAGGUGUUAUCUUGUGAUGGCCUUGCCGGUAUUAGUGAAAUGAUUGGGGAAAAUGGUAAAAUUUCGGGGUUAAGUACGCUUUUAAAUAACAAGGUUAAGAAACGCAAGAUAUAUAAACCGAAAUCGCGGGAAUAUAAACCUUGGCGUCCGUCAGAAAAUCAACAUCCAAAUUGCGAUGCUCCAAGCGGAAGCUCUCGCAAACGCGGUCGUGAAGAUAUGGCUUGAAAAUUAGAGAUGGUUUUGAUGGUUAUUAUAUUGAGUUGUUUAGAUUUUUUGGCUGUCUUUUUAUAACAUGUAGCUACUUGAAUUGGUUUACAGUCUUUGGAUUGUCCUGUUACAGCCCAAAAGUUUUAAGGCUGUGAAUAGCCAAUACAUGUAUUUUUUUUAAUAGUUGUAUGACUAGAAAACAAAUAGUUACUUAGGUUUACAUA
Molecule: messenger RNA, 3906 nt
Organism: Helianthus annuus (common sunflower)
Lineage: Eukaryota; Viridiplantae; Streptophyta; Magnoliopsida; Asterales; Asteraceae
Product: DExH-box ATP-dependent RNA helicase DExH6
Exons: 14
Coding region: 110-3700 (1196 amino acids)
Cellular component (GO): intracellular anatomical structure
Molecular function (GO): protein binding; RNA binding; ATP binding
Source: RefSeq, a predicted model, not a curated record